AUGUUCACCUCGGAUAGCUGCGCAUCUGAGAACACCCAGGCGAUCGAGCAAUCGAGUUUGUGGCGCUCAGGCACACUUCAUUGGGACGCGCAUCGUAUAGGAUGGGUGAUUUCUGGAGGGUGUAGCGUUCUAACAGUCUUGAUCUCCAUCUUUUCCGUGAUGCGCCACUGUCGGAAUUAUACUAAACCAUACGAACAACGACAAAUAUUGCGGAUAUUGUAUAUGCCACCAGUCUACGCCAUCUUAUCGUUCUUGUCAUACCGUUUUUUCCGGUAUUACGAAUAUUUCUCCCUCGCCGAAGCAGACUUUGUUUAUCAGGCCAUCACGGCGAGCGCUUUCUUCUUACUACUCAUUCAGCUCGCAGCAAAAACAACCGCUGGUCACUCAGCAGAAAAGGCUUUGAUGAGAAAAGACAAGACUCCGCUGCCGUUUCCGCUUUGCUUUUGGCGAUUUAGGCCUACCAAAGCUUCCUUCAUGUAUACCCUCAAGUGGUCUGUUCUUCAAUAUGUUGUUGUUCAACCAGUUAUGUCGGUUGUUGGCGUUAUCACUAAUGCCAAGGGAAUACUACUCUGCCCGGGAGGGCCAUAUAGCUUUCACUUUUUUCAGAUUUAUCUAGAGAUCAUCGACUUCCUCAGCAACAGCAUCGCAUUUUAUGGCCUCACAAUAUUUCGCGAUCAUCUCAUCGCCGAGGAGCUUGCCGGGCAACGGCCCCUUGCAAAGUUCCUGUCUAUCAAGCUCAUUCUCAUGUUAACCUUUUUUCAAACAUUUAUUCUCGGCCUCCUUGAAGGACGGGUUAUCAAGCCUACGGAAUAUUGGACGGCCGCGAACAUUGCAAAUGGUAUCUCAAGUCUGAUGAUAUGUGUCGAGAUGGUGUUCUUCUCUGCAUUCAUGUGCUGGACAUUCACCGUCGAUGAAUACAAGACUGGAGAGAAGACGAGCAUCGUAAAGCCGCUUUGGGAUAGCAUCAACUACAGCGACUUCUUCCUCGAGAUCUGGGGCUCGUUCCUCUUCUUCUUUGCAUACGCGCUCCGCAGGCCUGGCGCACGUACGCCUGGGAGGGAUAACCGGCCCGACUUUGGUGAGGCGUUCGGAGUGGAAGGGGCGUUCAGGAGGCCCACAGCUGCGGCGGGCAGGGGUGUCGGUGGUGAGUUCCCGAUCGCGAUGCGUCCGCGGGCAAACUACGACGAGAGUAUGCGGCUAGCGCCCUAG
Coniophora puteana RWD-64-598 SS2 is the source of this 1209-nucleotide messenger RNA. Its product is annotated as DUF300-domain-containing protein. Gene Ontology annotation, biological process: transport. Gene Ontology annotation, molecular function: transporter activity. The transcript is spliced from 15 exons. The coding region runs from base 1 to 1209 and encodes 402 amino acids. Lineage: Eukaryota; Fungi; Basidiomycota; Agaricomycetes; Boletales; Coniophoraceae. The record is from RefSeq and is a predicted model, not a curated record.